AAUAUUCUCCGGUCUUGUAGUUUUUUUUUAUUGAUAAGUGAUAACAUCACUAAUCACUGAUUAACUUAUUUUACUCCAAUAAAGUGUAAACUGAAAAAUAAACUUACAGAAAAGUUUUUGGUUGUCCUUCAAAAUGUCUUAUAAAUACUUAAAAAAGACAACUGGUCUCACAAAGCUUAAUGUAGCAAAAAGUCCACACUAUACUUUAGGAGUGUUGUACGGAAAGAUUCUUCGAACUUUACGUAAAAUGCCUGAGGAUGCGGCAUAUCGAAAAUACACUGAGCAAAUAAUAAGCAAUAGAGCCAAAAUCGUUCAAGAAACUGUAGCAGUAGAAGAUUUUGAAAAGAAAAUUGACUGUGGACAAGCUGAAGAGCUUAUUGUACAAGCUGAAAAUGAAUUGGUUUUGUCUAGACAGAUGUUGGCCUAUAAACCAUGGGAAUCAUUAAUUGUUAAACCAAGUGCUGACCAAUGGACUUGGCCUCCAACAAAGUGAUUUGUUUAAAUAUUGUGAAAUAGUUAGGUUUCAAUUUGUUAGAUACGUAAAUAUGUAUUCUACAAAAUUUUGAAUUUUUAUUAAUAAAGUGAAGUAUAAAGUAA
This is a messenger RNA of Aphis gossypii (cotton aphid), 597 nucleotides long. It is a transcript of the gene ND-13B, whose product is annotated as NADH dehydrogenase [ubiquinone] 1 alpha subcomplex subunit 5. The record is from RefSeq and is a predicted model, not a curated record. The transcript has 3 exons. The coding region runs from base 134 to 493 and encodes 119 amino acids. NCBI's taxonomy places the organism in Eukaryota, Metazoa, Arthropoda, Insecta, Hemiptera, Aphididae. Gene Ontology annotation, biological process: respiratory electron transport chain.